UUAGGCUCAGUUGACUCUAAGCAGAGCUUGUAACAGGAGUUGGUUGUGAGAGCAUGUGUGGAUUUCUCGAAAAUACACUUACAUUGUAAACUCCUGCAAUAUUAUUGCACAAAGUGAACCAUUUGGGAUUGGAUAUACUAUCAGAACUUAGCACAGCACAUGAGGAGGAGAGUGUUUGAUUGCGUGACAGCUGUGUUGAUGGUCUAGCAAUGCAUGAACAACCAUAACAGUCUCUAUUGUAGUGUGUUAACCUAGCUCACUGAUUGCCUCUGUCUUACCCCAGGACUAGCUGAAGGACCUACGCUAUGGAGAUAUUAUUACGUGUUCUUCUGGUGAUAUCGGCAGAGCUGACCCUUGUGGCCAGUUGGCCAGAUUGGCAACCAAACUCUGUUGUGAAGAUUGAAGAAAAUGAUGCAAGCUUGGAGAAAUUUGCUGGACGAAUUGAUGAAAUUGACCACUUUAGACUCCUGAUGUCUGAUGCCUCAUCCAUGUUGUUGGGAGCAAAAAACGCUGUACAUAAUGUCAGUCUCGCUGACCUAAAGGAAUUCUCGAGAAUAGACUGGGAACCUCAGGCAUCAGACAUUGAAUUAUGUACAAAGAAACAGAAGACGCCGGAACAAUGUCAGAAUUACAUUCGUGUCAUUGUGAAGAAAGAUAACAACAGGUUAUACACCUGUGGAACAAAUGCCUUCCGUCCCAAAUGUCGAACAUACAAGCAGAAUGGGCUCAGUGGAUAUGAACGAAUUGAGGAGCGAGAUGGUGUAGCCCAGUGCCCUUAUGAUCCUGAACAAAACAGCACAGCCAUUUAUGCAGGUGGCAAGCUGUACUCAGCUACAGUGUCUGACUUCUCCUCACGUGAUCCUUUGAUCCUGGAGACCAACAAGAUGAUCCGAACAGAGCAGUACGACUCUAAGUGGCUCAAUGAGCCCAAUUUUGUAAGUUCCUUUGAGAAACAAGACAAGAUAUAUUUCUUCUUCCGUGAGACUGCUGUUGAACAUAUCAACUGUGGCAAGGCUGUGUUUUCUCGGGUCGCUCGCAUCUGUAAGAGUGACGAGGGAGGCCAGAUGUUGCUGUACAACACUUGGACGUCCUUCUUCAAAGCCCGACUCAACUGCUCCAUCCCAGGGGAUUUCCCAUUCUAUUUUAAUGAAAUACAAUCAACAUCCGAUUUUGGAGAGGGAAACUUCAGACCAGUGAUUUCCUCCGGUAGUAGAUAUGACAUGGUUUAUGCUGUCUUCAACACACCACACAACUCCAUCCGUGGAUCUGCCAUCUGUGCAUUUAGAUACACUGACAUUGUCCAGACAUUUGAAGGCCGGUUCAAGGGUCAGGAGUCUGCCUGGCACAACUGGCUGGCCGUGCCCAGGGAGGAGACGCCUGCUCCCCAUCCUCAGAUGUGCUCCAAUAGUAGUCAGAGGCUUGAGGAUACAACCCUUAACUUCAUCAAGACCCACCCAUUGAUGGACAGUUCUGUCCCUGCCCUAGGUGGCGCUCCACUCUUCAUUCAGACAAGUUUCACGUCCCGCUUCACUCAGAUCGCAAUUGACUGGCAAAUCCGUGGAGUUGAUAAAUACCAUGACAUCAUGUUUAUCGGAACAGAUGAUGGAAGAGUCAUUAAAGCUGUAAAUACCCAAAAGGGUCCGAAAGACAAGAUCCACACCGUUGUUAUCGAGGAGAUCCAGGUCUUGAAGAAGAAUGAAACGAUUGUCAACCUCAAGGUGUACCGCCGUGAUGGUAAUGAAAAGUUGGUGGUCGUCUCCAAGGACAAUGUGGUCAGCAUCCCUCUCCAUCGCUGCAGCCACAAAAGCACGUGUCACUCAUGUGUCGGCCUUCAGGACCCUUAUUGUUCCUGGGUUGAUGGCCGGUGCUCCAACACCAACAGAGGACUUCAGAGUGUCACAACUGGCAAAUCUUCCGGCUGCGGCGUGGAGAUCCUUGACGGACCCAAUAUGGCUUCUACAAAACAACCCGCUCCCAAGACAACCUACCCUGAAGCUAAAUAUGACGGAGGUCGUAUUGAUGCCACUCAUCAAGAUCCAUCAGGAGUUAAUACAGCGGAAACCCUUGCUAUCGCAAUCGUUGUCUCCAUCGUCCUUUCAAUGCUCGUCGGAUUCCUCAUCGGUUAUAAAGUAAGCUCGUGCAGAGCAUCACGUGACAUAGACUCUCCAUAUCAUGAGCGCAACAUCUCUCUGAGCAAGAGAUCCAACAGACUUUCUUCAGGGGACCAUACGUAUUUCACACCAGAAAAUCCAUACAACAAAAGUUUUAGUUACGUUGUGAACGUUAAAACACCUGGGAAAUUAAAUACAAGUGUGGAAACCAAACCAGUGACUAAAUCCAACAAGGUUUACUUAUAGCAAGCGGGAAACAAACAUUGACUCAUGUUUUCUGUGGUGCUGGGCUUGUGCUGGCCUAGGUCAGCUAGAAAAGCAUAUGGUUCUGAGUGAAAACUUUGACCAACCAGCAAGUUUGAGAUGCCCACACACCUGAUGAGGCGACGUGGUGACCUCUACUGAUGCGGUAGCUGGGCUACAGGCCAUCAAGAAAUAGUGCUAACAGCCCCAUGGCAACCUCAUGGGCAGGUCCUGUGUCCUGGACAAACUUUUAAUUUCCUUCAGGUGUAUUCCUAAUAGCCAACGUUAUGCUUAGUUCAUUGCUGGUCUAGUAACUGUGUAUUUUGGCUAUGCAAUCAUGCUAUCUUCCAGGAACACCUACAGUGUUGUGCUGAAACUUUAACUCGUGUCUGGUGAAACCAAGAGACAGAAUGGCGACUUGUGUUGUAUCUGCAAUCAAACUGUUUGCAUACAUUCCAAGCACUGUGCAAUACAUUAUGGGAAAAUGGACCAAUAUUCUGAAAUAUAUUUAUGUGUAAAUCAGAAAGAAGUCAAGACAUGCUAUAUUGAUACCAUGUUAUCAGACAUUUGGUUCACUGUGGUUAUCAGAAACAGAACUUCUCUGUGUGAGUCAAACAUCGAAUGUUCCAUGAGAUGUCGGCUUGCACUGAGGGAGAUAGUGAUCUCACAAACAUUCAAAUUAAAGCAUCUAAAUUGAUACAAUGCGAAAGUAUUUGUGGACGAUACUCAAUUAUGUGCUCAAAAUUGUCAUACGGUGCUGAUGUCGUCAAGGUAACCAGUGGUUACCAUGGCAAGGAAGGUCACAAGUUACCAAAUUUUCAUCAAGAAGCAGGGAUAUAGCUUUAGUUAUGAAUGCAGAGCUAAGUGUUUUUCUGUGAAACGAUAAGACAAGUCUUAGUAUUACAGUGCUUGUAGUAGUAGUCAUCCCUGCAUCUUAUUGGUAUCAUGGAAUUAAUUAACCCUGAUUCCAGCACAUGUUUCUCAUGCCAUUUUCAAAGUGAACACUUCAACAAUGAGGUGCAUUUAGCAGUUAUCCAUCUUGAAUAAUCAUGUGACAUCAAACUCUUGGAGCAUAUCACUUAAAUCUCAAUGGUUGUUACCUGUUCUGUACAGUACUCAAAUUAUCUAUGUAUAUAAAAAAAAUAUACAAUCACAUGUUUAUAACAGUUGGUUCAACAACAAGCUUCAAAUAUUUUUUUGGAUCUACAUUCUUCAAAAUCACAUUUUAUUAAUUAAUCACAUAAGUCAUUUGUUCCUGAAUUGUUAUCAAUGAUGUUUUAGCAUUGUUGCUUGAUAAAGACUGUUUGAAUCAUGUUGAUGAAACCAAUACUUAUAUAUUCAGUGUAAGUGUUCCUACAACCUACAAGUAUUGACUGUACAUAAAAGGACUACAUCGUGAGUUUAGCAAGGCCAGUGAUAGUUGUUAGCCUUAGAGGCAUUAUUCUUCCACAGAUGUCAUCUUUUUGCUUGAUAAUAUUCUAGGAGUUUAUGUUUUCCAACACCCCCUUGGGACCAUUUGUCGAAUUUUAAUAUAAAACAAUUUUUAUUAAAAAAAAAUAUAUUAUUUAAAAAAAAUGUUUUAUUUAUUUUAAAUAGUAUCUUUAAAAACAAACAAAUUUUUGGUCACAAGGUAUAGGUAUAUAUUUCAUUUGUUUUCUCACAUGUUCUGGGAGCACCUGACUAAGGUAAACAUUGCGUCACCGUAGCGACGCUCCCAUAUUGACGGCUAUGUUGACACUAUGGGUAGCUCCCCAAAGCGAGUCACAGUUUACCAAAUAGGCCUCUGAGCACUUACAUUUGGCUUUCAAAGAGGAUUGCCCACAUUUCCACCUGCAAAUUGUAGUCAGUCCCAAGUGACACUAGUGUGAGAGAAUGAAUGGAAUCAUUAUACUGUUAUAUUCAUAUCUGGGUCAAUGCAUUAUACACGUUUUAUACAACGAGGCAUACUGAUAUCAUUUCUCCUGAUCUGGAUUAGAAUGUGUUUUUUAAUGUAUUUAAUUCAUGAAUAUUCAUAUUUUUGUUAAGAAAGAGGUGUGAAAGAAUUUUAUGAUCUAAAAUUAGAAUUAUUAAUUUAAUUUCUUCAAAAUUGAUAUAAAAAUCAAUGAAGCAUACCAAAGUAUGUUUAUUACAAGAUCUCUCAACCAAGAAAACCAUGCUUGACAAGACAUAAUAAAAGAAGGGAAGAGCUCAGAAGUUUAGCUGAAUAAUCAAAAUUACAUAAUAAUUGGGCGACAUUUUUAUGUUUUUAAUCAGAAUAUUUAUAGGGCAAUGCUGUGGUUGUUUUGUGUACAAAUGUAUGUACAGCCUGAAACAUCAUACCUCAUUCUUGUGUACACACAAGGGUUGAGGCCUGAUGUUAUGGGCUAAGUUAAAGGGAGCCUACUAUGCUUCUGUAUGAUAUUACAGCAACUGUGAUGGAUUGCCAAAGAUUUUAAGAAUCAGUUGUAUAGUUGUCACAUUUAAUCUUCCAUCUUUUCUUCCAUGAAAUAUUGUGUCAUUUUAUUUCAUUGUAAAUAGUGUACAGAACAUCAUUAUGCCAUGUUGUCUUGUAUAAAUGCUAACAAAUAUUAUUUUUUUACCGCUUCAUGUCUGUUAAUAAUGGUAUUGAAUGCAGAUUGCAGUGUUGACAGUGAGGUUAGAACAGCUGGAGCAGCUCAGUAGGUCAGGGGUUGGGGGUGGGGCGGUGGGGGUGGUUCCGUAGGGAGAGGACAUGGUUGUACUUUAGGAGUUUUUGGAUGCACUAUUGGGGAAUGUAAAUAUCUGUCUUUGAAAGGGAACCUUCGGUUGGCUAAAUUGGAUAAUUGUAGUUAUUGAAUGUAACUGUGAGAUUGGCAGUAUUGUUGACUUCUAAAUUUAGAUUAUUUUUUCUUAAGAAUUCAUUGUUCGCAAUAUAUGAUAUAAAUUUGAAAAAUAUCUGAAAAUGUUAAUUUUGAAAUUUGAUACUAAAAUGGUAGGAUUGUGAUAGGGUGUAAGGGGGAGAGUAAGGCUGACUUGAGCUGCGCUAAUGUAGAAGGUGCUCAACAGUAUUUAUGACAAACCAUUCCAUAACAUUAUGAUGGAAAGACGACUAAUGAGAAAAUGAAUAGAUAGAACAAGAGACACAGAAAAUUCGAAUUUUCAUGACGCUUUUAACUUGAUUUUAGACUUUACUUCCGCUUUUUGAGAGAAACUGUAUAAUUUUACAGAAAUAGACCAUAAGGAGACUAGAAUUCGUGUUUUUAGUUUUAAAGGAGCUUUAACAGUGAAUGAGGUUGUACUUGUACUUGAGCUUGGUGUUGAUGUAUAAAGUGUAUUCUGUAAUGUGAUAUAGCUGCACUGCCAGUGUGUGUAUAUAUGUAUAUUUGUCCAGUGUCAUGUGCAUAGUAAAAUGCAAUGGAAUGACACUAACGAACUAAAUAAAACAAAAAAUAAUUAAUAUAA
Messenger RNA from Haliotis rufescens (red abalone), 5774 nucleotides. RefSeq names its product semaphorin-1A-like. The transcript has 17 exons. Gene Ontology annotation, biological process: axon guidance; positive regulation of cell migration; neural crest cell migration. Lineage: Eukaryota; Metazoa; Mollusca; Gastropoda; Lepetellida; Haliotidae. Gene Ontology annotation, molecular function: chemorepellent activity; semaphorin receptor binding. The record is from RefSeq and is a predicted model, not a curated record. The coding region runs from base 306 to 2357 and encodes 683 amino acids.